UUCAAAUGUAAUUAUAUGACAAGGCCAUAGUCUUUGAAUGUAAUGGAUUUGGGGCAUAUUUCCCAGUUUGAGAACAAGAAUUUUAAAAAAUAUGAGCAGUAUAUUAUCCCACCAUGCUUCUUGGCUGCCGGCUCAGAAUUGGAACAAUAGCAAUCACUUUUAAAAUGUGAAUCUUGGAUACCAGGUUUUUCCACCAUGGGUUCUGGAAGGCUCUGUUAAAUGAGCACAUGUUCAGCAGGUUCUGCCAAAUAGCAAUGUUUCACUUUGGCCCUCAAGGGCAUCCCUGUGUCCAUCAUUCAUGGGAAAACCUUUGCUGAUUGUUCAGUCUCAUAAGAAGAAUAGCCACUGGGUGCGUUAUAGCAGCUAUGUAUGGAAUGGUUUCAAUCUGCGUCAGUAGAGGAACUGCCUGCGUCAAUGAAAUCACAGAUAUGCAAGGUAUCUUGAACUCAUUUUUCCUGUCAGUUUCAUCCAAAUUGGUGGCCUCUCAACUCAAACAUGUUUUUACCUACAAAUGUCCAUAAUAUGAUAUAUCAAUUAACAUUUUAAAGUUCCAUGGCAUUACUUUUACUUCAGAGUGUGAGAAUGGCAAGGUUGGUAGGUAACUAACUGCCUUAGCUAGUUGUUGCCACCGUCCUCAAAGAGUGAGAAUAUUUGAAUCAGAUGGCUGUUAUUAAUCCCCAAAGGAAUCUUAUAACACAUUUUACAUAUAAGACUUUUUAUGACACUAACUACAAUCGCUUUAGUGGAUAUGUACCAAGUUAAGCACUUUUUAUGUGGCAGCUCUCUUCAGUAGUGUAACUAUGUCCAUUUGCAGUCCGUAGUCCCACAAUCAUAUUUCCGUGCAUCUUUGUAACCUCACCUUCCUGCACUACAUUUCUCUAUUUUAAUGCAGUUAUGCAAUUUCAUCAUCAUGGGAAAAGGCAAGUGUGUGUGUAUGUGUAUUAAGGCAAACAAGCUAGGAAUAAUGAGAGGAGAGAGGAGUAGAGUCCCUUAAUGUCACAUUACUGCUGGCACCGAAGCCGAAUGGACUUACCGCAUUAAGGUAUGUGAUGGAAAUGUAGCAGGGGAGUUAUUGAUGUAUUUUAUUUGUCAUUUGCUAGGGAUGGGAAAACCAUGUGGGGGAAGUAAAUCAAUAGCAGGAUGCACACAGCAUCAUAUGAUAAAGACUGUCACAAAAAGUGAUGGUCUAGCUGUGAUCCUGACUUUGCUUGCCUUGUUUGAUAAAGUCUUAACUCAGAGGAAGAUGUCUGAAGCAUAAAUUUGUGUAGACCUAGACUACUUCUGCAGAUGCAUUCUCAAAGGUGUUGCAGGAGUCCUUUGUAUGCUGAUACAGACAUACAACUACAUCUUUGAAUAUGAAUCCCCCAAAAAUAUUUAAGUCCUGUAAACAAACCUUUUAGCACUGUCAGUGGCUCUGAUUAAAAUGAAAAAUACGUUGAUGCCUUAUGUUUUAGGGUGUGCCAAUUUAAUAAUGCAAGUAAAGAUUGCAUCUUCAUGUCUAGUGUUACAAAAAUGUACUGCUACAGUUGGUAGAUUUUCUUUUCAUCAGAAGGUGCCAGUGUUUAUAGCAUCAAAUUGCUACUUUCUUUUUUUUGCAUGCAGUGCAAGUCUCCUACAUACCUGGUGAAAAAAUCGUUGAACGUUCAGGCUACAUUGAAAUAAAACGGAGCUCUUUACUUCCUAACAGUAGUUCAAUUCUGCUCUGAAAACAACUUGGAAGUUACUUGUACAUGACAUUGAAUGUCAGUAUUGUAUAAAUUAUCCACUCUUGAUUUCAGAUUUAACCUUACAGUAAACCUUGACUCUUAGCCUAGUUAGCAAAAAGUUGUGUAAAUUAAAUGAGAUUAUUGAUAUUGAUAGAGCUGGAGAAAAUGUAGGGUAAUAUAAAAUUAAUGUAGCAUCCACAUGCUUAAUUGAUUAUUAAUUUUGAAAGGAUGGGCUUUGUUUUUUUUACAAAUUUGCUUUCAGGAGAACAGUUUGACUACAGUAAUACAACAUUACCCCUGACCUAUAGACUUUAUGGCUACAGCUCCAAAACAUAAUUCGUCCCAGAAGUAAUGAUGGGCCUCUUUAGAUCCUCCAGUGCAAUUCUGAUAUUUUUCCAGGCCAAGUAUGACAUAGAAUAACACUGGAGGGCCUAGAGAGACCUCCAGUGCUUGGUGGCAUCUCUUGGAAGUCCUUGGUGGCAUCACUAGGUUUUCCGAGUGCUAUUCUAUGGUAUAUUUGUGGCCCAAGUUUAGUAGAGGUACAGUUUUCACUAUUAUUCGCGAUUUCAGGUAUCCAAGGAACUGUGUGUGCGCUGGAAUAUAUCCUCAGUGGAUACAAGGACCAUACUGUAUUUGAUUUUGUCUCUUUCAAAGGGUGUAUUUGACAGUUUGCAGCAUGUGGCAGGUUACUAAUAUGGUCCAGCAACCCAUAUGAAAUUGACUACCUUGCUAAAAUGCAGGAAACAUAGUUUUGCUACCUAUCAUCAGGACUUUGGACUCUGGCUUCCCUUUAUUUCUUUGCUGCUAAUUUUGCAUAAUGUCGUAUGUGAAGGUUUAUAUAGUACUUUAAUUCCCACACCACACAGCACUGGGUUAGCAAGUUUGGGACUGCUAAGAAAGAUGGUAGAAUUCAGACAGUUUCCAGUGCCACUGCACCCCAUAUUUCUGCAUGCAAUAAACCACUGCAAGAUCCCUGUAAUGGAAACACUGAGACAUGGAGCUGGUAUGUUUUCACAUGGACCUAAUCCUAACUCCUGGUGCAGGCUGACUUGACUCCCUCUAAAACUCGGAGCCUCUUGGCCCAGUUUCUCCUGUGUAGCGAAGGAGUUGUUAGCGUUCGCUCCUUCCUCGGAGGUAACAGGAAGAUUUAAUUAGCUGUGUCUCUGGAGUGCGUUGAGCGCAUAAAAUGUUCCUGCUAAUAAAUUAUGUGCUGAUAUAAAAAUAGCACUUGCUGAGCUGGUUUGCUCUCACUCCAUAUCUAUUGGUUAUAGAGGAAUUAACCCUGUAAUGCAGCAGAACAUAUUUCAUGCUCUAGAUGGGGCAAAAGGGGGUUGUAACCAAGCGGUAUGGAAACUAUUUUGACCUUGGUGUAAAUCAUAUCAGGGCAGCAAUUGUAUGCUGUGUUACAGAAAAGGACUACCUUCUGGUGAAGCAGGUUGGAAUAUAAAAUUCAUUUCUUAGAAUAUACCCCUUGGGUACUUUGCUGGGCCAUGGCAAUUAGUUCUUUGCGGAGGAAAAUAUAAAUCCCUGCAGAACUACAAAGGAGAUUGUCAUUGCAGAGUCUUGUGGAGGCCUCUGUUGUUGAAGAUCAGAUUUGUGUUAUUUGUCUUUAACGGUGGCUGAGUUUAGAGAAAGAAUGACACCCCUCCUUAACCAUGAGUGGUAUGUUCCUGAAUUUACAGUGGAAACCGGAAACUAUGGAGAAUACAAACCCCAUUAAAUUGAACAUCUACCAGAUGUUACCAUAGUGUUGCUUUGGAGGACAUUGAAAAUUCUUGGGUAUCUAUCUUACAGAGAUGACGUGUGGCAGAAGCAUAGCACAGAAUUGUCUAGAGCAGUGUUUCAAACUCAGCUUCUCCAGGUGUUUUGAACUUCAGCUCCCAGAAAUUCCAGCCAGCUUACCAGCUGUUAGGAAUUGUGGGAGCUGAAAUCCAAAACAUCUGGAGGAACACAGUUGAAGAAACAUUGGUCUAGAAAACCUAGAAAAAUCCAAGAGGACAUUUUGUCAGAUGCAAGUAGAGGAAACAGUGAAUAUGGGCACAGGGAUCAUAGUUUAGCCCCACAGAAUUAUUAUUAUUAUUAUUAUUAUUAGUAGUAGUAGUAGUAGUAGUAGUAGUAGUUGAUACACAGCAAGAUUAGUACACAGCAAACAAGAUAACUAUGCUGGCUGUUGUAUUGGAUCACACGUUGGACACUUCCCAAGUGUCUAGGACUGUGUGAUGUAUCAGCAAAUAAUGCAUGUAGAUCCAAGUAAGGUGGGUGGCCUUUUGCAGCUGACAGGUGAUAAUUUUGUCAGUGCCGAUUGUGUUUAAGUGCCAGCCAAGUUCUUUAGGCACUGCACCUAGUGUGCCAAUCACCACUGGGACCAUCUUUACUGACUUGUGCCAGGGUCUCUGCAGUUCGAUCUUUAAAUCCUUGUGUUGUGUCAGCUUUUCCAGUUGCUUCUUGUCAAUCCUGCUGUCACCUGGGAUUGCAACAUCAACAAUCCAUAUCUCAUUUUUUCCCCAUGAUUGUGAGGUAGGAAUUGAUUUGGAAAUCCCAGAGUAGCUUGACAUGUUCAUGUUCAGUAACUUUUUCAGGCUUGUGAUCCCACCAGUUCUUUGUCACAGAACAGAACAGACUGCGGGAACUAUCGUGGUAUCUCCCUUCUAACCUCCGCUGGGAAAAUCCUCACAAGAAUCCUUGCAAACCGCCUUCUCCCUGUCUCAGAAGACACCCUCCCAGAAUCCCAGAAUGGCUUCCGUCCCUCCAGAGGAACAGUGGACAUGAUCUUCACUGAUCGACAGCUCCAAGAAAAAUGCAGGGAACAAAACCAACCUCUGUACAUGGCAUUCAUUGACCUUGCAAAGGCAUUCGACACAGUGAAUCACAGCGCUCUCUGGACCAUCUUUAAAUCUUUUUUCCUGUCCACCAACAUUCCAUUUUCCGUUCUUGAAUUGGGAGUAUAGUAACUGCUUUGGGAGGUGGUGGUUGGGCAUUCGGACCACGUGGCAUUCAGUCCAGCGGAGUUUAUGGUGUAGGAGCAUUGCUUCAAUGCUGGUGGUCUUUGCUUCUUCCAGCACACUGACAUUUCUCUCCUACCUGAGGUAGGGAAUGUUGCACAAUGGAUGGACAAAAAUGUUGCAUUGCUUCUCUACAUCUCUGGCCAAUAUUCUCCACUUCUGGGUCAAGCAAUUGUUUCUCAACAAAGGAAGGCAAAUAUGAUUUAAUAGGCAUCCUUGAAAUCUUGUGGGAGGAAUAUCAUGAUUGGAAUGUAGUAACAAAACUUUGAUCAAACAGGUGAGGAGGAGAAGGAGCAUUCCAUGUCAGGAAUGUGCGCACUUGGGAGAUUUAUAAUGUAAAGCAUACAAAAUAGAUUAAGAUCAUUUGGGUAAAAAAUUAAGAAGGAAACAACAAUGAUAUGGUGGGAGUUUCCUAAAGACCCCCACAAGGCAAACUGAAAACUGAGAUGCCUUCCUGGAACUAAUGACCCAACAUUCAAAAAGGAGAUAAAAUAGUAAUGGGAAAUCAACCAAAUGUUUAUUGGAAGCCAAACAUGGCCAAGAAUGUAAUGUCCAACAAAUUCUCCUCUUGCUUCACAGUUUAAUUGCCUAGAAGUUGGAAGACAACAAGGGGAUCAACUAUUUUGAAUGUGAUCCUAAAAAACAUGAUCUGGUCAAUGAAGAGGAAAUAGUGGAAUUCUUUGGAAUUUCUUAUACAGAGCAAAGGGUACACCAAAUGUAGUCACAGAUACAGUUUAGAUUUUAAGAAAGCUAAUAAGUUGCUUAGGGAAAUAUGGGGAUUUCUUAAAGGCAAGAUAUUGAAGUACACGUUCUAAACAAUUCCAAUGUAGAGGGAAAGUGUGAUGUCAGAAAAAACCAAGGAGGACGUACAAACACUUUUGCAUGAACUGAAAUUUAAAAGCUGUUAAAACAUGCACUAGUCAGUACUAUUAUGGAGCUUUGUAACUAUUUGAUCUACUGAAUACAAUAGGUGAUCAUCAGUGGUUGACUCUGGAAUAGAAGGCUUUGUCUUGAGCCUGGUGGUAUGCAACAUCUUCACAAAUAACUUGAAAAAUGGAACUGAAAGUAUGCUUAUCAGUUUUUCUGAUGACACCAAAUUAGGAGAGGACAGGGUUGGAAAUCAAAAUUAUUGGGAAAAUGAUCUAGAGGGGUUUUAGUAGAUCCCAAGCUAUACAUGAUUCAGCAGUGCAAUGUGUUAGCCAAACAGGACAAUAUAAAUCCAGACUGAAUCAAUAGGAAUAUAGUGUCUAAGUCAAGGGAAAUAAUAACAAUAACCUAUUCUGCUUUGGUAAGAUUUCACAUGGAAUAAUAUGCCCAACUCUGGACACCACCAUUCAGAAAGGAUAUUGACAAACAAGAAUAUGUCCAGAGGAGAACAACCAAAAUUGUAGAAGGUCUGGAAGACAAUCCCUAUGAGGAGUGUCUUAGGAGCUGGGUAUGUUUAGCUUGGAGUAGAGAUGAUUGAGAGGUGAUAAGAUAGCCAUAUUUAAAUAUGUGAAAGGAUGUUGUGUAGCAGAUGGAGUUUUUUCCGUUGCUCCAGAGAACACAAACAAAUACAUCAAAAAAAUUGAAGAAAAGAGACCCUACCUAAACAUUUGGAAGAACUUCAGAAACAGAAUAGACUGCCUCAGAGGCUUGUGGACUCUCCUUCUCUGGAGGUUUUUAUACAGAAAUUGGAUGGCUGUCUCUAAAGCAUGCUUUCGUUGUGUACUAUUCAUGCGUGGCAAGGGACUGAACGAAACGGUCCUUGCGGUCCCUUCCAAAGUUAUAACUGUAUUGUGCUUUAAAAUUCACAGAAGGGAAAUCUACCAAAGACUAAUAAUCUCGGUGACUAUGAGUGAUGUCCAAAAGCCUUUGGCUGGCCAUUGGCAGAACCAAAUGCCCAAUGAAUGAAGCUGAUCUAGCAGGGCUGCUAUGUUCAAAAGGGAGGCACAGCGACAGCCAAAGUUGAGAAGCCUUAACUGUUUGUACAUCACAUACCUAUUUUCUGGAAAACAAAGGAUAAUGGAGAUAAUUUCAUGUAUUUGAACCUUGGUUUAGCAUAAGAAUAGAUCUCAAGCCAGGAAAAUAUCUAGCUGAUAUGAUGCUCUGUGCUGCUUGGGGAGUCAUGUAGCAUAGGUGCAAUUAAUAUACUGAGAUUUUGAUCAACUGUAUAUCCAGUAUUUUAUUGGUCUUCUAGUACUUGGAUGCUUGAAAACCCAGGUAUUCCCUAUGUGAAGAAUUUCAGACAACCCUUACAGAAGUCUUUAGGGGAAGGAUGAUAGAUUGGCGAUAGUACUGUCUUGUGCACGUAUAGGUCCAAGCCACUGAAUUCAUUGAUGACAGGGCUAUGAAUGUUUUCUGGCUGUUUCAAAGACAUCUUCUGAAAACAUUGACUAUGGCCUCCAGGAGAACCUCCAGUGGAAAUGCACCUUGUAUAUUAAAAAGAAAUGAACAGACAUAGAAGAGUUGGCCACCUUUCCACUGUUGCCUAUUCUAAAUGAACAUCUCUAAAGGCAACUGUCAAUGUACGGAGCUCAUGCUUCAAAUCCCCGUCAAGUGAUGCUUUUGUCCAUAUUAAAUCAAAACCAAAACCCUCGUAUCAGCAGAGGCCGGGGCAUGUGGUUCUUGCCAGCUAAGCAUGAAUCGUUGCUGGUGUGUAUUGUUUGGCAGCCCCUAGGACCCCAAACGGGUCUCCCUGUCGCCGAGAUAUAUAUAUACAUACAUACUGUAUAUACAGCUUUCAUCAGUUCUGCAAAUCCCAUUGGGGAGUCGGCUUCAAUUUGAGCAUCGGGCAGAUCAUCAAAAAAAGUCAUGUCUCAGUAUUCAGGAAAAGUAAGUAACUUUAUUAUUAUUAUUUACAAAAAAAAGAACUCUCAAACUUUGCUUAGAUUUUAAAUGUUUUUUAAAGGAAACACUGUGAGAUGGAAAAUAAAAGCUUAAUGUGCCAGCGGGAGAUGGGAUGGCUUGACGGAGUAAGGCUUUAGAAACCCUGUAGACUUAUGUUGUCUUGAGGGUGGAGUCACCAUACAGACAGGGUGGUCUGAAGUAAGGGGACAUUCCCUUAACUGGUGACCUAAAGAGAAGAAUGAAGGGUGAAUGGAAACAUGGAAUAUACCCUAAUUAGUCCAAACAUAAAAUUUGAAACUUGGUGUUUACAAAAGGCCAAGAGGGAGUUUGCAUUAUGCACCACACACAGUGCUGUAAACUGGAGCUGAGCUGUAAUUUAUGCUCAAAGACACUAAUCCAGUUUCCUUUUUGGUCUCCCUCUCUCUGUCUCUCAUUGGAUGCAAAAUUAAAUCCAGCUGGCAGUAAAUGCCAUGUGCUUGGAAUCCCAAUGGGUACUGGGACUGGCAUUUUAUAGUAUCUUUCAUUCAUGGCAUAUCUUCCUUGCAGAUUGUUUUCUAUGAGGGCAAAUGCUUCACAGGCAGAAAGUUGGAGGUCUCUGGGCCCUGUGAUAACUUCCAGGAACGGGGCUUCACUAACCGCGUCAACGCCAUCUACGUACAAACCGGAGCUUGGGUCUGCUUCAGUCAUUCGGAUUUCCGAGGCCAGCAGUACAUCCUGGAGCGUGGAGAAUACCCCAGCUUCUAUCGUUGGAACGGGCACAAUGACCGGAUGGGAUCGUGCAAGCCAAUUGGAAUGCAUGGGGAGCAUUACCGAAUAAAAAUCUAUGAAGGGACAUAUUUCAGUGGCCGCAGCCAGGAAUUCACUGAAGACUGCUCUUUCUUGAGUAAGCAAGGCUGGUCCAAGGACUGGAUCAAUGCCAUCAAAGUCUAUGGGGAUGGAGCGUGGGUGUUAUAUGAGGAACCCAAUUACCGUGGCCAGAUGUAUGUUGUUGAAAGGGGGGACUACCGUAGUUGCAACGAGUGGCAGGCUCCCAGCGCCACCAUCCAGUCCAUCAGAAGAGUCAUCAACUAUUUUUAACCCACCGCCUGGUGAAAAACUAUAGUCCUGAACCUUCCUAAGCUCACCUUGGAAAUAAAGAUUUUAAAUCCUG
Messenger RNA from Anolis carolinensis (green anole), 8687 nucleotides. RefSeq names its product crystallin gamma N (gene crygn). The record is from RefSeq and is a predicted model, not a curated record. The transcript has 3 exons. Gene Ontology annotation, molecular function: structural constituent of eye lens. Gene Ontology annotation, biological process: visual perception; lens development in camera-type eye. Bases 8003 to 8614 code for a protein of 203 amino acids. Lineage: Eukaryota; Metazoa; Chordata; Lepidosauria; Squamata; Anolidae.